CCCUAUCCCGGGUCCGCACCAUGGCGAGCCUGCGGCCGUCCGGCUCGGGCUCCACCGCACCGGGCCCGGCCCCCCUGCGGCUGCUACUCUUGCUCCUGGUGGUGGCGGCGAGCGUCCUGCCCCGCGCUGGCGGGACCUGCCCGGAGCGGGCGCUGGAGCGGCGGGAGGAGGAGGCGAACGUGGUGCUCACGGGCACCGUGGAGGAGAUUCUCAACGUGGACCCGGUGCAGCACACGUACUCGUGCAAGGUUCGGGUCUGGCGAUACCUGAAGGGCAAAGAUGUUGUGACCCCAGAGAGCCUACUGGACGGUGGCAACAAGGUGGUGAUUGGUGGCUUUGGAGACCCCCUCAUCUGUGACAACCAGGUGUCCACUGGGGACACCAGGAUCUUCUUUGUGAACCCUGCACCCCCAUACCUGUGGCCAGCCCACAAGAAUGAGCUCAUGCUCAACUCCAGCCUGAUGCGGAUCACCCUCCGUAACCUGGAAGAGGUGGAGCACUGUGUGGAAGAUAAACCUGGGACCCACUUCACACCAGCAGCCCCUACGCCUCCAGACGCGUGCCGGGGAAUGCUGUGUGGCUUUGGUGCCGUGUGUGAGCUGAGUGCGGAGGGCCCUGGCCCAGCCUCCUGCGUGUGCAAGAAGAGCGCCUGUCCCAGCGUGGUGGCGCCCGUGUGCGGCUCUGACGCCUCCACCUAUAGCAACGAGUGCGAGCUACAGCGGGCACAGUGCACCCAGCAGCGCCGCAUCCGCCUGCUCAGCCGUGGCCCCUGUGGGUCCCGGGAUCCCUGCCUCAACGUGACCUGCAGCUUUGGCAGCACCUGCACCCGCUCCGCUGAUGGGCAGACGGCGGUGUGCCUGUGCCCCACCUCCUGCCCAGGGGCCUCCGAGGGCACAGUGUGUGGCAGUGAUGGCACUGACUACCCCAGCGAGUGCCAGCUCCUGCGCCACGCCUGCGCCCACCAGGAGAACCUCUUUAAAAAGUUUGACGGCCCUUGCGAUCCCUGCCAGGGCACCCCUGAUGACCCGAGCCGCAUGUGCCGUGUGAACCCUCGCACAAGGCAGCCUGAGAUGCUUCUGCGAUCCGAGAGCUGCCCCCCACGGCAGGCACCUGUGUGCGGUGACGACGGUGUCACCUACGAGAACGAUUGCGUGAUGGGCCGCACCGGGGCCGCCCAUGGCAUCCUUCUCCAGAAAGUUCGCUCUGGCCAGUGCCAUCCACGAGACCAGUGCCUGGAGCCCUGCCAGUUUCAUGCUGUGUGCCUGUCCCGCCGGGGUCGCCCCCGCUGUUCCUGUGACCGAGUCACUUGUGAUGGCGCCUACAGGCCAGUGUGCGCCCAGGAUGGGCACACCUAUGACAACGAGUGCUGGCUCCACCAAGCUGAGUGCCAGCAGCAGAGUGCUAUCCUUGUGAGGCACCGGGGCCCGUGUGGCCAACCCCCAUCACCGUGCCUCGGGGUUCAGUGCCCAUUCGGGGCAACUUGUGCUGUGAAGAACGGUGAGGCUGCGUGUGAGUGCCCGCAGGCAUGCCCAGGCAUCUACGACCCUGUGUGUGGCAGUGACGGCAUCACGUAUGGCAGCACAUGCGAGCUGGCAGCCACAGCCUGCGCCCUCGGCCGAGAGACCCAUGUGGCGAGAAGAGGGCCCUGUGACCGCUGUGGGCAGUGCCGCUUUGGGGCCUUGUGCGAGGCGGAGACGGGGCGUUGUGUGUGCCCCUCCGAGUGUGUGGCCUUGGCCCAGCCUGUGUGUGGCUCUGAUGGACGUACCUAUGCCAGCGAGUGCGAGCUGCACGUGGCCGCCUGCACCCACCAGAUCAGCCUUCAUGUGGCCGCAGCUGGACACUGCCAAACCUGUGGGGACAUGGUGUGCGCCUUUGGGGCUGUGUGCUCGAUGGGGCAGUGCGUGUGUCCACGGUGCGAGCGCCCCCCACCUGGCCCUGUGUGCGGCAGUGAUGGCGUCACCUACCAUAGCGUAUGCGAGCUCCGUGAGGCCUCCUGCCGGCAGCAGACACACAUUGAGGAGGCUCGGGCAGGGCCCUGCGAGCUGGCCGAGUGUGGUUCAGGAGGCUCUGGCUCUGGGGAAGAUGGUGAGUGUGAGCCCGAGCUGUGCCGGCAGCGUGGCGGCAUCUGGGAUGAGGACUCAGAGGAUGGGCCAUGCGUCUGUGACUUCAGCUGCCAGAGCGUUCUGCGGAACCUGGUUUGUGGCUCUGAUGGGGUCACCUAUGGCACCGAGUGUGAGCUGAAGAAGGCCAAGUGCGAGUCACAGCGAGAACUGUAUGUUGCGGCUCAGGGAGCCUGCCGAGGCCCUACCGCUGCCCCACUGCCACCCAUGGCUCCCCCACACUGCACCCAGACCCCCUACGGCUGCUGCCAGGACAAUGUCACGGCUGCCCAGGGUGUAGGCCUGGCUGGCUGUCCCAGUGUGUGCCAGUGCAACCCUCAUGGCGCCUAUGGUGGCUCCUGUGACCCAGCCUCGGGCCAGUGCUCCUGCCGCCCGGGCGUGGGGGGUAUCAAGUGCGACCGCUGUGAGCCUGGCUUUUGGAACUUCCGUGGCAUCGUCACUGAUGGCCGGAGUGGCUGCACCCCCUGCAGCUGUGACCCCCGGGGCGCUGUACGGGAUGACUGUGAGCAGAUGAGCGGGCUGUGCUCCUGUAAGCCUGGCGUGGCAGGCCCCAAGUGCGGGCAGUGUCCAGAUGGCCGGGCCCUGGGCCCCACUGGCUGUGAAGCAGACUCUGUGGCACCUGUGACCUGUGCGGAGAUGCGCUGUGAGUUUGGAGCCUCCUGCGUGGAGGAAGCUGGCUCUGCUCACUGUGUGUGCCCAACGCCCACAUGUUCAGAGGCCAAUGCGACCAAGGUCUGUGGGUCGGACGGCAUCACCUAUGGUGACGAGUGUCAGCUGAGGACCAUCGCCUGCCGUCAGGGCCUGGACAUCUCCGUCCAAAGCCUCGGGCCCUGCCAGGACUCCAUCACUCCCAGCACCCGCCCGACACCUGCAGCCACCGCCAAGCCUGUCAUACACAGGGCACUGCCGGUCCCCCCCAGUGCCCUUCCCCUGGGUCCUAGUAGUACCCGCCAUGGCCGGCCCACCCCUCAACCCUCAGUGCGACCGUGGACCACAGCCAGCAUGCCCAGGACCACAGGACGGCCAGCACUGACAGUGCCCCCCACGGCCUUCUCCAUGGUGGCCAGCCUGGCCACGUCAGCCUUUGGUGAAUCAGGCAGCGCCGAUGGCGGGAGUGGUGACGAGGACCUGAGUGGGGACCUGGAGGCCAGUGGAGCCGGCUCUGGGGGACUUGAGCUUCCCGAAGGUGGUGAUGCUGUGACUCCAGGACCACCCAUCGAGAGGGCUUCCUGCUAUAACUCACCUCUGGGCUGCUGCUCAGAUGGGACAACGGCCUCGCUGGACGCGGAGGGCUCCAACUGCCCAGCCACCAAGGCGUUCCAGGGUGUGCUGGAGCUUGAGGAGGUUGAGGGACAGGAACUCUUCUAUACACCUGAGAUGGCCGACCCCAAGUCAGAGCUGUUUGGGGAGAUGGCGCGGAGCAUUGAGAGUGCGUUGGAUGACCUGUUCCGGAACUCGGAUGUCAAGAAAGACUUCCGGAGCGUGCGCCUGCAGGACCUGGGGCCUGGCAUCUUAGUCCGUGCCAUCGUGGAAGCCCACUUUGACCCCACCACAACCUUCAGGGCAGCUGACGUGGGACGGGCCUUGCUCAGGCAGAUCCAGGCAUCCCGCCGCAGGUCCUUGGUGGUGAAACGGCCGCUGCAGGAACAUAUGCGUUUCAUGGACUUCGACUGGUUUCCUGCAUUCUUCACCCCGGGAGCCACCACUGCCAUGGCCGGAGCCACUACUGCUGCCCACCCGCCCUCUGCCUCUGUGACCCCCCGAACCCUCUACCCUACUCACACCAGCCGGCCCCUCAGCAGAACCACAGCACCCCCUACCACCCGCCGGGCCUCCACUGCUGCUCCAAGCCGCGUGCCCGGACGCCGACCCCUGCUCCCAGGCACCCCACGGCCCCCACAGCCCUGUGACUCACAGCCCUGCCUUCACGGCGGGACCUGCCAGGACCAGGAUGCCGGCCAGGCUUUCAGCUGCAGCUGCCCCGCAGGCAGGGGUGGCACUGUCUGUGAGACGGUGCUGCGGCCUGUAGUGCCAGCCUUCAGGGGCCACUCCUUCCUGGCCUUCCCCACACUGCGCGCCUACCACACACUGCGCCUGGCACUUGAGUUCCGGACUCUGGAGCCACAGGGGCUGCUGCUCUAUAAUGGCAAUGCCCGUGGCAAGGAUUUCCUGGCACUGACUCUGCUGGGGGGCCGCGUGCAGCUCAGGUUUGACACUGGCUCUGGACCCGCCAUACUGACCAGCUUGGUGCCCAUUGAGCCAGGCCCCUGGCACCGCCUGGAGUUGUCACGGCACUGGCGUCAAGGGACACUGUCAGUGGAUGGCGAGACCCCUGUACUUGGUGAAAGCCCUAGUGGCACUGAUGGCCUCAACCUGGACACAGACCUCUUUGUGGGUGGCGUCCCCGAGGACCAGGCCACUGUGGUGUUAGAGCGGACCUCAGUCAGCACUGGCCUUCAGGGUUGCAUCCGCCUACUGGACAUCAACAACCAGCAGCUGGAGCUGAGUAGUCAGGGGCCUGCAGCCCGCAGUGUUGGUGUGGGCGAGUGUGGGGAUGACCCCUGCCUGCCCAACCCCUGUCAUGGCGACGCCCCAUGCCAGGCCCUGGAUACUGACAUGUUUCUCUGCCAGUGCCCACCCAAACGCUUCGGCCCAACUUGCGCCGAUGAAAAGAGCCCCUGUUUGCCCAACCCCUGCCACGGGGCGGCCCCCUGCCGCAUCCUGCCUGGGGAUGGGGCCAAGUGCGAGUGCCCCCCGGGACGUGAGGGCGCCCUCUGCCAGACAGCCUCAGAGCGGGAUGAUUCCUGGCCCUUUCUGGCUGACUUCAACGGCUUCUCCUACCUGGAGCUGAAAGGCCUCCACACCUUUGAGCGCGACCUGGGGGAGAAGAUGACGCUGGAGGUAGUCUUCCUGGCCCGUGGCCCCAACGGCCUGAUCCUCUACAAUGGGCAGAAGACAGACGGCCGGGGGGACUUUGUGUCUCUGGCACUACACGGCCGCCACCUGGAGUUCCGAUAUGACCUGGGCAAGGGGGCAGCGGUCAUCAGGAGCAAGGAGCCAGUGGCCCUGAGCACCUGGACCCGGGUCUUGCUGGAGCGCAGUGGCCGCAAGGGUGCCCUGCGUGUUGGUGAUGGGCCCCGAGUGCUGGGGGAGUCCCCGGUGCCGCACACGGUCCUCAACCUGAAGGAGCCACUCUACAUUGGGGGUGCCCCUGACUUCAGCAAGCUGGCCCGGGCCGCUGCUGUGUCCACAGGCUUUGACGGCGCCAUCCAGAUGGUCUCCCUGAAAGGCCACCAGCUGCUGACUGAGGAGAACGUGCUACGGGUGGUGGAUGUCUCGUCCUUCAUGGACCACCCCUGCACCCGGCCCUCAGGCCACCCCUGCCUCAACGGGGCCUCCUGCCUCCCACGGGAGGCUACUUACGAGUGCCUGUGUCCUGCGGGCUUUUCAGGGCCAAAUUGCGAGAAAGGGCUGAUCGAGAAGUCAGCAGGGGACCUGGACACAGUGGCCUUCGAUGGGCGGACCUACAUUGAGUACCUCAACGCUGUGACCGAGAGUGAAAAGGCGCUGCAGAGCAACCACUUUGAGUUGAGCCUGCGCACGGAGGCCACGCAGGGGCUGGUGCUGUGGAGUGGCACGGCCACGGAGCGAGCAGACUACAUGGCGCUGGCCAUUGUGGACGGGCACCUGCAGAUGACCUAUGACCUGGGCUCCCAGCCUGUGGUGCUUCGCUCCACUGUGCCUGUCAACACCAACCGAUGGCUGCGGGUCAAGGCACACAGGGCACAGAGGGAAGGCUCCCUUCAGGUGGGCAAUGAGGCCCCCGUAACCGGCUCCUCCCCACUGGGCGCCUCGCAGCUCGACACAGACGGAACCCUGUGGCUUGGGGGCCUGGAGAAGCUGCCCGCAGGCCAGGGGCUGCCUAAGGCCUACAGCACCGGCUUCGUGGGCUGCCUGCGGGAUGUGGUGGUGGGCCGGCGCCCGCUGCACCUGCUGGAGGAUGCCGUCACCAAGCCCCAGCUGCGGCCGUGCCCUGCCCCCUGAGCCAGCUGGGCCAGGAGCCCCCACUGCCACCACUUCCCACCUGCUGUAAUUAUUUUCUAUUUUUGUAAACUCGUUGCCUUUUGAUAUGAUUUUCUCACCUGUGUGCUGGCUGGAAGGACUGCUGGCCCGGCCUCCCUUCCUCCAGGCAGCCUUGCUGCAGACAAAACCUGGAGCCAGGACUUGAAGGACAACAGCGGCAGGAGCGGGGCUCAGCCUGAUGCCACGGACACACCCCUCUGCCUUGGCCCCUGCAUCCUGCCUCCGUCCCUGGUGGUCACACUAACUGUCCUUCUGUGCAUUUCAUGUGUCUCCUGUGCUGGCCCCCUUGUCCUCAGGCCCACUGGCAGGCCCUUGCACAUGUCACACCCUCUGGCAGAGGGCCUCAGGUCUUGCCAGGAAUGUGCUGGGACUCAAGGGGGGCCCUUCCCCCCAGUCCCAUAGGACCUUUCUGGGGUCCCCCUCUGAGUUGCUCCCCCACCCAGGGGUACAUUGUGGUAGGCCACCCUGGGCCUCCUGUGCCAAUACUGUGACUUAAAAACAUUGUUACCGUUGGGGCUACACACCGUGCCCCCCAGAAGCUGUGUCUAUCAGUCCCAGGGUACUGGGAAGGAAAAAGCCAGGGCCAGACCAUUCUGGGUGCCCUUACUUGCAGGUUCCACCCCUUCAUCCAGCCCCAAUGGACAUGGCUAUGCCCACCUCCCCCCAACAGGCCACUGAGGCCCCCAGGAGAGAGUGUGGCUGCCAUGGGUGUGAAGUUGUUGACCUCUGUUGCAUGCCUGCCUGGGCCAAUGGCGUUCCCCCUUCUGAGGGACUGGGGGUCUGGGCUUGGCCACCGAUCACAGAGUGCUUCAUGUAUGACGUUAUUUAACAUUUGGAGGAAUGAGGCGCUUGGCCUUCGUGUCCUGGUUGAGGGCAGCUGUGGACAAUGUGGUGUCAGGGGUGGUGUCCUUGACCAGGAACGUGCAGGGGCCCAGGCCAUGGUGGCGGUGGGGAGGCACAGGCAGCUGCAGAGCCAGAACUGCCUUAAACUGCACUGUUGUGUCCAUCCUGUCAUCCUACCCCUGUCCGUCCUCCUGGUGGAGCCAGUGGCGCAAACAUCCUCCCUGAGGCGGGGCUGCCUCAGGCCCAGGGCCCAGAGAAGCAGGGAGCUGCCCGGUGUACCGUUACUAACCCAGUGCUGUCUGUCGGUCACCGUGAAAUAAAAUCUCAGCACUUCAAAAGGGGUGCUUGUGUCUGUCUUCACUGAACUCCUCCCCAGCCCCUCCCAGUGCCCACCUGGCU
Loxodonta africana (African savanna elephant) is the source of this 7445-nucleotide messenger RNA. RefSeq names its product agrin (gene AGRN). Gene Ontology annotation, molecular function: calcium ion binding; laminin binding. The coding region runs from base 21 to 6164 and encodes 2047 amino acids. The transcript has 36 exons. NCBI's taxonomy places the organism in Eukaryota, Metazoa, Chordata, Mammalia, Proboscidea, Elephantidae. Gene Ontology annotation, biological process: neuromuscular junction development; G protein-coupled acetylcholine receptor signaling pathway; receptor clustering. The record is from RefSeq and is a predicted model, not a curated record.